Prinia subflava (tawny-flanked prinia) is the source of this 3565-nucleotide messenger RNA. It is a transcript of the gene MYOZ1, whose product is annotated as myozenin 1. Bases 605 to 1489 code for a protein of 294 amino acids. The record is from RefSeq and is a predicted model, not a curated record. Gene Ontology annotation, cellular component: Z disc; actin cytoskeleton. The transcript is spliced from 7 exons. Gene Ontology annotation, molecular function: actin binding; FATZ binding; telethonin binding. Lineage: Eukaryota; Metazoa; Chordata; Aves; Passeriformes; Cisticolidae.
UCACUAGACUCUAGGAUUAUUCAACGGACAAUUUGAUUUUGAUCCAAUCGGGAUUCAAUCUUCCAAUGUGAAAUAGAAGGGCAAUGUUUUCUGGAGGAUUUUUGCCUUGUUCAGAAGCUGAAAGCAAUAGGAGGAGGAAGAGGAACUGCACGUUUAAUUGAAGAAAGAGGAGGAAGAAGGGAGCUGCUUAUGGAGUGCCUGGUCUUCCUGGACAUUGAGACGGUGACUGUGGAGACCUCCUGCAGGAGACUGGAGGUGCAACCUUUUCUUUUCCCGUCUCCUCAGGGAUGGCAGCAAUGCUAUCUGAGACUCUGCCCUCUGGGCCUUUGGCUAUUAAUAACUGCAGGAUGCCUGUGCGAGCAGCCUUCAGGAGUCAAAUUCACAGCACUUUGCAUCAGCACUUUGUGCUGGGCAGAGCCUCCCUGCACCCAGGCACCCUGGGAGAGUGGGGCUGCUGGACAAGCCUCCCCAGGCAGCACCCAGAGACAGCAUCCAGAGACAGGCUGGGAGGGAGCAGCCACUGCCGAGCUCUGGGGCAGGUGCGUGAGCUGGUCUGAACCUGGCACUGCAAGCCUGAGAGCAAAGCAGAGAACUCUUUGUGGGAAUGCCCCUUGCAGGGACUCCUGCUCCUGUUAAAAGGAAAAAGUCCACUAAACUCAUUGGGAAGCUGACACAUGAAGCUAUGCCACAAGAGGUGUCCAAGCUGAACCUGGGGAAGAAGAUCAGCAUCCCCAGAGAUGUGAUGCUAGAAGAGCUUUCUCUCCUCACUAACAAAGGAUCCAAAAUGUUCAAAUUACGUCAACUGAGAGUGGAGAAGUUCAUUUAUGAGAAUAAUCCUGAUGCCUUCACUGACAACUCUGUGGAUCACUUUCAGAAGUUCAUCCCACCAGGAGGGCACUAUGGGGAAGAUGCUCACGGCUAUGCCCAAGGGCGGAUGGUAGGAGGAGUGCCGGCGGGGCAGCACGGCUCCAGCACGCAGCAGCACCCCGGCGUCCCUCCCAGGCCUGGGAGCAGAGCAGGCGCCAGAGAAGGCGAAGGGGAGCAUGCAGGGAAAGCAGCUGGAAGUGCUGGAGAAGGAGGUGAUGGUACUGACAAAGAUGGAAAGUCAGGAGGCAAAAAAGUUACUAUAUUUAAAACUUAUAUUUCCCCUUGGGAACGAGCAAUGGGUAUCAGCCCUGAGGACAAAAGCCAGUUCUCCACGGACUUACUGUCAUACAGCCCCAAAGCUGAUUUCCCUCACUACAAGUCUUUUAACCGGACUGCCAUGCCUUAUGGGGGUUAUGAAAAAGCAGCCAAAAGGAUGACCUUCAAAGUGCCUCAGUUUGAUAUCUGCCCUUUGCUCCCAGAAUCUCUCAUGAUAUAUAAUCAAAAUUUCAGCAAAAGACCCUCCUUCAACAGAACCCCAAUACCUUGGAUGCCUUCAGGAGACUUCUCAGAGUACCAGACUGCAGUCAAUGUGCCAAUGUGUGGUGAAACAGAAGAGCUGUAAACCCCCACUGGCAGCACCUUCCCAUUUUCUCAGCCCUUUCUAUUUGCAAGUUGGUAGUGAGGAGCAGAAAAGUGCAGCUCUAUUCUGUCAGCUCUUCCUUUCUUUUGCCCAUAGCCAAGAUAAGUCCCUAGCAGGUUCUAAACUUCUCUUCACUGUUUUGUUAAUCUAAAUCAGAAACAGUUUGAGAAAAAGGAGCUUUUUAUUCAUCAGCACAUAAGAGGCCAAGACUAAGGAAGUGUUUUUCUGUUUAGCAAUACUACAUGCUGCCUGUCUGAUUGAUAAUAAACCUGUUUUGUCAUAUAUUAACAAAAAAUAAAACACCAAGAUGAAAAACAGCUUUUGUGUUUUCUCCUUAAAAACUGCUGAAAGAAUUUGGGGAUUAGCCAUAACAAAAGUUUCAAUCUCAAAAAUGAGACUAUUAGCCUGGGAUGAAAGAUCAGGGACUGACAUGGACGGUCACAAGAUUUAUAUACAUCCAGGUGGCUAGGAAAAAUACUGCCAAAGUGGUGGGGAAGCAUGAUGACUUUGAGAGGAAAUUAGAACAACAUCAGAGAUGAAAUAGCAAGUCAGCCUGUCAGCAAAACAAACAGCUUGAAGUAUUUCACUGUCACCUAAGAUUCCCCAGUUCUCCAGAGAAUAAACUAGGUGACAGCUUAAGCAGUUUUUUGGUUUUUUUGUUUUGUUUUGUUUUUUUGGUUGUUUUUUUUUUUCUUUUCUUUUUCUUUUCUUUUUUUUUUGUAACAGAGAUCAUAAAGUCAAUAGGUUGGGAAGCAAAAGAGGCACACCCAAGUAAGAUGGCUUGCCCAUAGUAACAGAGCAAGAAAACAAAUGCUUUAAUAACACCAGAGUUAAUUUGACACCUAUCACAGUGCAUUACUUAUUCAAAUACACACCAUCCAAGUCUAUUUCAUUUCUUGCAGCAGUUUCAGCAAUGCCACACAAACAGGAAGAAAGGCAGGCGCUGUGGAAAAUCACUAAAGAACUCCUGCUUGGAGACUGGUUUGGAAUUCUCUUUUGGUGCCUCAACAUUUCCUUCUCUAAGCAGGGUGGAACAGCUUAUUCAAGGGGACAGCUUCCACUGAAGUACUUUUAAUUUAGGAGUUAUUCCUCUUUGUAUAGAAAUUCCUGUAGCCAUGUAUUUGAUUUUUAUUUUGUUGGGUCGUUAUGUGGUUGGCAUCAUUACAUGCCUCAAUAAGGCUACUGAGAGGGCUACUGUGAGAUCUCUUUAAAAUUAUGCUAAUAAUAACAAGCUGCAAAAGUAAUUAAUGAGUAGUUUCCUAACCCUUCUGCUGCAAUGGCUAAAGAACAUUUAUUGUAUAUCCUAUUAAAUUAUUGAGAAGUAUCCAUAACUCAGUUCUGUGACUAAACUUAAAAAUAUUAAGGUGCUACUUUGAUCUGAAGAACAUUUCAACAAACAAAAAAAACCCCUCUGUUUGAGCUCUGUUUGGAGAUAAGUUGCUGUUUUCCAAUAUUUUGAAUCAAUCUAGAUUUCUAAUUGCAUUGAAAUUAAGGAGGAUGGAUUUCUUUUCCAAUUCAAAAGUACUUUAUUACAAGAAUCCAGUCCACACUGACAAGGCUAGAAACGCAGAAAGUCAAAGGAAAUGUCAGAGAAAACAAGGUGACAUUAAGCAAAAUAUUCUCCCACUAAAUAAGCCAUUUAUUGCCUCUCCUCUUCUGACACAGAUUUUAGCCUACUGCAAUAUAGAUUUAAAUGAUUUUUUUAAAAAGGUGAAAUACAUGAUGCUUUCAUGGUAAAUAUGUCAGGAAUGGCAGAAACAAGACCGCUUGGUAGCCACAUGACACGAUCUAUUUCCAGUUGCAGGUAUUCCAGAUCGUGGGCCAGUUAAGGGAUGCCAAGGUGCAGGGAGGAGUGGCUGCUCUGAGGAGGCGGUGCCGCAGUCACAGCGCAGGUCUCAGCUCCGCCCAGGAGACAAGAGUGCACACAAGAGUGCACACAAGAGUGCAGGCCAGCACCUGCACAGACCUCUGCAAAGGACCCCAGGACUGUGUGUGAGCCUAGAAGAGAUUUCUGGGCCGUAAGUGAGGUGAAGGUCCCAGGUGAGAUUAGUCAGGUCA